Phoenix dactylifera (date palm) is the source of this 1907-nucleotide messenger RNA. Its product is annotated as HXXXD-type acyl-transferase family protein. Gene Ontology annotation, molecular function: acyltransferase activity, transferring groups other than amino-acyl groups. The record is from RefSeq and is a predicted model, not a curated record. NCBI's taxonomy places the organism in Eukaryota, Viridiplantae, Streptophyta, Magnoliopsida, Arecales, Arecaceae.
AUGACAGCCCGUCCUGCCUAACUUCCCUGAUUUACCUCUCUGCUCCUCCAACUACUACUUCCCACCUUGUCACCGGCUAGAGAAUCUAGCAGUACAUGUCUCCAAAUCCCACCCUCUCUCUCUCUCACACGCACACAGGCGACACCCACUUCUCAUUCCCAUGAUUUCGAGUCUCUUUCAACGCUGAACCUCUAUAUAUAUCACUCUCCGGGUUUAUCUGGUGUCCUUGAAAUUGGAGGCCAUGACAGAGUCCAUAGAGAUCCCAGACUGCCGCUACCCAACAGAGCCCACCUUGGUGAAGCCGAGCAGCACCACACCAAGGCACACCCUCUACCUCUCCAACCUUGAUGAUCAGAAGUUUUUGAGGUUCUCGAUCAAGUACUUAUACUUGUAUAAGAGAUCGGUGGAGGUGGAGGUCUUGAAGGAGUCCCUGUCCAAGGUUUUGGUGGAGUACUACCCUUUAGCAGGGAGGCUCAGGAUUAGUGAGGAGGAUGGGGAGAAGCUGGAGGUGGACUGCAAUGGGGAGGGGGCUCUCUUUGCCGAGGGGUAUGUGGAUCUCUCUGUGGCAGAAUUUCUAGAAGGCUCGCGAAAGCCCAACAGGUCUUGGAGGAAGCUCUUGUACAGGGUGGAAGCUCAGAGCUUUGUCAGCGUUCCUCCACUUGUUGUUCAGGCGACUCAUCUAAGCUGCGGCGGGUUGAUACUAACUACCUCCAUCAAUCACUGCCUCUGCGAUGGCAUUGGAUCAGCUCAAUUUCUCCAUGCAUGGGCCCAAAUCACCGCGAAACCUAAUGCCAAUCUCCCGGUCACCCCCUUCCACGGCCGCCACGCGCUGAAGCCCCGAACGCCACCCUGUAUCCCCUUCUUCCACCCUGAAUUCAACGGACCGCCGGCCGGCGAGCCCGCCGUGGAGCUCCUGACCCAACUCCUCCUAUCUCAGCCGCUAGUCCCGGUCGCCGUGACCUUCACCGCUUCGCAGAUCCUUCACCUCAAGAAGCAAUGCGUUCCCUCCAUCAAAUGCACCUCCUUCGAAGUCCUAGCUUCGCACGUGUGGCGCGCCUGGAUCAGGUCUCUGGACCCGCCGCCCUCUCUUCGCGUCAAGCUCCUCUUCUCCGUCAGCGUGCGCAAGAGGCUGAAGCCCGAGCUUCCACGAGGCUUCUACGGAAAUGGUUUCGUGCUAGGCUGCGCGGAGACUUCGGUGGACCGGUUGGUGACAUCCAAUGCGCGCUACGGUGUGAAGUUGGUGCAGGAGGCCAAGGCGAGCCUCGACGACGAUUACAUUCGGUCCAUGAUCGAUCUCUUGGAGGCGAGGAGGGGAAAGCCGGACCUCUCGUCGACCUUGGUCAUCUCGCCAUGGUCGAAGCUUGGAUUGGAGGACCUGGAUUUCGGGGUAGGGAGGCCUCUUCACAUGGGCCCUCUGGCUAGCGAGAUAUACUGCCUCUUCCUUCCCGUGAUCGGAGAUCUGCAUGCCUUCACCAUGCUGGUGUCGGUCCCUCAGAGCAUCGCCGACCGCUUCGAACAAUAUUGCCUCAAGGGAAUUGGCGAAAGGGAAGAGAAGGAAGAUGGAGGGAAGGAGACUGGAGGAAGAGGCUAUUAGCCUUAGCUCAUUGUGGUGUGCUGCUUCAUCCAUCUCGUGCUACCAUAUUUAAAAUUCCGUUAUAUCCGUUAUAGCCUUAUAGGCCCAAAAGAAGGGGAAUUUAUCUGGCUUGUGACGCAUCUCGGCAUAAAUACGAAACACCGAAGGGGUCUGCAAAAACUGGUCGCACCCAUUUGAACCUAUUCUACUGAAGUAUCUAAAAGAGGUCUGCAAGGCUAUACAAAUUGAAUGUCAGAUCUCUUCUUGAUCCUUAUCAUAUAUAUGUAUUUAUCUUCUAUGGUUUUAUGAUUACUUUUGAUUAUUAUCUUCUUUA